AUUGAAGUUUUAAAAAAUUCUCAUCUCAAUUUUAUAUAAGCGAAAUACAUAUGUUUCUUUACGAGAAUAAAGUAAACAACAUAAUUCCAUAAAAUCGGCAACAACACGUCGUCGAGAAGCAUUUUUGCGACCGAAUAAUAAUAUAUCUACUUACGUUUGAUAACGAAACAAAUUAAUAAACAUUUAAUUCAAAUGUGCUUAAAAAAUCUUAGAAGACAGAGCGGUGACAAUGCUAGGGACACCACGCGAUUAAGCGGUUGGUUGCAGGUAGGGCGUUGACACUCGCUCCUCGAGUGGCGAUGCGCGUGUGACGCUGACUGGUUUUGCGGUCGCGCCGAUUACACCGUCGUCGUAAAGUACACACGUAAUACGGUCGAAAUUGUUAUGAAUUGAUCCGGCGUGAAAACAUGUCAAUUGAUCUGACGAAAAACAGAGACGCCCUCGUGGCCGCCUGGCAGAGCGUGGUGGACGAGAAAGUGCCUACUAACUGGGCCAUAUUCGGAUAUGAAGGACAGACAAAUAAUUUGAAAGUGGUAGGAACGGGAAAUGGUGGGUUGGAAGAGAUGAUAGAUCGAUUGAACAGCACUCACAUCAUGUAUGCAUUUUGUAGAGUUAUCGACACUAAAACAAGUCUACCUAAGUGUUUGCUUAUUAAUUGGCAAGGAGAAGGUGCUCCAAUCGUUAGGAAAGGAACAUGCGCCAAUCACAUCAGAGAUGUGGAGCGAUUAUUAAAAGGAGCACAUAUAACAAUCACCGCGCGUUCUGAGGAUGAUGUAGAAGUAGAUGUAGUUAUGGAAAAGCUUGCCCGAGCAACAGCUUCCGCGUAUAAAUUUAAUGAACCUCGCGGUGAAAAUGAAGGACACACAGGUCCUAUUGGAACAACAUAUCGCAGAGUAAUUCCUGAACAAGAGAUAAACGCAACGGAAAGAGAUCAGUUUUGGCAGAAGGAAGAAAUGGAAGAGAAAAAGAGACUGGAGCAAGAACGACUUCGUCAAGAAAAAGAACGACAGAAGAUAGAACAAGAAAUUAGAGCUCGUGAAGAAAAGGAAACACAACUACGCGAACAAAAGGUAACCGCCAAGGAAAAUUCAAUCGCGCGGCAGAAGUUGGCCGAACAGCGUGCGGAAGACGUAAACAACUUGCGCAAUCAGUUAGCCGAUCAAAAUUUUAGCAAUGACGUCGAAGACGAUCAUAAAUCGCGAAGCGAAGAAUUACGAAGGCAGAGAAGUAAAGAGACGCAACAGUUGAUAGCUCAGAGAACAAUUAACGCACGAGCGAUAUUCGAGAAGAAUUCGGCCGCCGGCCAAAUGAAGACGGGUUCGAUUCAACAACAACAACAACAACAACAAUUCGUACCCAAGAACAAUCACGUGGAGUCUGUGAGAAAAGCGUUGGAGGAAACUCAGAUAAAGGAUCAGCCGGAAGUAAAAGAAAGAGAAAACCUUGCAAGUGUAGAAACACUUACGACCUCGUCUACAGUGCCUCAGUCUCAAACAAUCGAGCAGGAAUCGAAAACAAUUGUGAAUCCGCAACCGGAAGCCGAACAGGUGGAAGCUAAGGAGCAGAUUACCGAAAGCGAAUUGUAUAAUCAAUUGGACGGUCCUUAUCUAUACUUCGACCCUAACAACGAGGGAAUGAAAGCUAGAGCUUUGUACGAUUAUCAAGCCGCCGACGAUACGGAGAUUACUUUCGAUCCUGGAGAUAUAAUUACGCAUAUAGACGCUAUAGACGAAGGCUGGUGGCAAGGGCUCGGACCCGAUGGGACUUACGGACUAUUUCCUGCCAAUUACGUUGAAGUUAUCGACAAUACAACAUGAUAAGACGUAUUCUCGAAGAAAUUUAUUGAGAAUACAUUGUUUUUUUUGUUGCAAUUAUCGAUAUAAAAUUGUUUGGGUGUGCAAAAGUUGAUGCUCGUUGCAAUUUUAUCUAUUAAACGCUACGUUCUUGAUCGUAAAAUGCGCGCGAUAUAAUAAUUUUAAACAACUAAAAAUUGUUUUGUUUUGCAAUGAAAAAAAAAACGUGCUUGUCAUGGUUUGAUGGUUGAAAAAGCACAUGUUUUUUUAUGACGUUUUGACAUCUCUCCUACGCUAUUGUUCAAUCUUUAAGUACAUAUGCAAGAAAGUGAGUAUAAAAGUUAAUAUUCCACUUAGCAAACUCUCAAAGAAGCCAAUGAAGUGUUAGUUGUAACCAGUGAAGUGUGUCUUCCCGCCAGAUCGUAUACAAGUUUUAUCCACACAGUAUGUAACUAACCGCUAUAGUAUACAUAUAUACAUAUAUAUAAUAUAUAUAUAUAUCUUUUUAUAACAUCUUGUAUCGAAGAAAAUAUCAAGAUGUAGCAAUAACUGAAAUGUGCAACUUACAAUACAGGAACAGAACUGAAAGCUAUACUUACUUAAACUUAUAUAAUUUGUGAAACGAGGAACACUUCUAUUUGUUAUAGUUUAAUGACAGAUUUAGCAUUAAAGCACAUACACCCGCUUAUAUACACUGCUUUUCCACCUUUUAUAUUACUUGUUACUUAUAUUGGUGCUAUAUUAUAUCACAAAAAAAGAAAAGAAAAAGCACGGGAGUGCCGAUAAAUUGCCGAGAAUGCGAUCCCUAAGGACGUAGAUCGACACGUUAUGUAUGAAAAACUAUUUUAUUGUAUGAGAGUAGAAAAUUUUUAUAGAUAAUUA
This is a messenger RNA of Pseudomyrmex gracilis, 2675 nucleotides long. It is a transcript of the gene Abp1, whose product is annotated as drebrin-like protein. The record is from RefSeq and is a predicted model, not a curated record. Gene Ontology annotation, cellular component: lamellipodium; cortical actin cytoskeleton; site of polarized growth. The coding region runs from base 408 to 1817 and encodes 469 amino acids. Gene Ontology annotation, biological process: positive regulation of dendritic spine morphogenesis; regulation of actin filament polymerization; neuron projection morphogenesis. The transcript has 5 exons. Gene Ontology annotation, molecular function: actin filament binding. Lineage: Eukaryota; Metazoa; Arthropoda; Insecta; Hymenoptera; Formicidae.